AUGACCCAAAUAAACUGUGGUUUGUCAAUUUCAUUACAGGGUUGUGCCUACGAAAGCAUACUGAGAUUACGUUUUGGUGGCGUCAUGGGCAGAUUACCUGGUAGUAAAAGCAAGCUCAUAAAGAACACAGUGAGUACUGAUGAAAUUAGUGUGAAAGGCAACAAGCGAUCUUAUGUACGUCAACGUAGAAAACUAAAUAGGCGACAGGAGCAACCGUGUACAUCUAAUCAAAAGCCGAAAUUGGCAUGCAGUCUACUGGAAAAGCUAACGAAGGAGGUACAGACAUUGUCUAUGGAAGUUGUCGAGUUUGAAAGAAGAGCACAAGAUCGUUAUCGUAGUUUAAUUGAUGAAAAUAUUAGUCUGCGGAAACAAGUUAACGCUUUAAGCGGUAGAGUAGCGGAAUUAUGUGAGAAGAUUAAUGAACUGCAUUCAAAAGAAAUUGCGGCAGAAAAAUAUGCUCAUGAAUCAAAAAUGGAGAAUUCACCAGUGCUGGGAUUAGAGCCACAUGUUAACGGUACAUUUGAUGAAACAGAUGAUGAGGAAAAACCAGAUGAAGCAGUUGACACAAAAGGUUCUACCAUCGAUAUUAACGAACUUAAUAGUAAGCCUCGUAAAAGACGCGCUGCCGCUAAUAAACGUGAGGGUGAUUAUGCUAAUAUGUUGAAACAAAAUAUUUCGUUUUACGAACCAAAGAAAUGUGUGAUUGAUACACCGAAAUCUCGAGAAAAGAAGGCCAAAUUCUUGAAAAAGGAAUCAGAUGAUGGUACUGAUUCGGAUAAUUCAAAUGAUGAUUCAAAAGAGGGAAACGAAAUUUCGCCAUGGAAAAUGUACAAGCAUAUCCAAAUUAAACCUCAGCAAACUGAUUUACCGAAGCCUAAAAUUGCUCGCUCUGGUGGAGGUCGUAAUGUCCAUUUUACGGAUGAAUGGAAACAAUAUGCGACAACCGUUUAUCCCAUUGAUCCAAGUCGUUAUUGGAAUCUACCGCAGGCUCAAUAUGAUCUUCUCAUACCGGACUCCGAUUUGGAAAUGUAUGCAAAAAAUCCUGAUAAAACUGAGAAGGAACACUUUAUUCGAUCAAUCUAUGACUGGUUUCGAAGUCAGCAUCGUGUUGCCCAAUUGCGCGUGGUACUAAGUGAAUGCAGUUCGGCGAUCGACUUCAGUGAUUUAUGGGAUGUGUAUGUUAAAGAAAUGAAACGACGAGGUUGGCCCGUUUAUGGGAAAAGACUUCGGAAAGGUGAAGUGUCAACUGCGAAGCAACAAAUUCUGGAGGAUUUCAUUGAUUCUAAUAUUCAAAUUUUUUGA
Cercopithifilaria johnstoni is the source of this 1302-nucleotide messenger RNA. The record is from the annotation of a GenBank genome assembly. NCBI's taxonomy places the organism in Eukaryota, Metazoa, Nematoda, Chromadorea, Rhabditida, Onchocercidae.